CCAAGUUCCAAAUACAAAUCAAUACAAAAUGAGUCAAAUUGUGAAACAAACCAGCCGCUUGAUGCCACAAAUCACCAAACAAGUGGCCUGCUUCUCCACCUCUUCAGCCCGCCUGCAAGAAGGUGAAACCUUCAAAGGUACCUUGAAACCAAAAAGUGCCCGCUUCAUCGAAUUCCAAAAGAAAUUGAGAGCCAAAACACCCUUGGGUAAAUUGGAUGAAUUCUCACGUCAUCCCUUCCAAGAAGUUGAACCCUUGAGACCAUGGCCCAACAAUGUUAACCCCCACACUGGUGAAAUUGGUGGUCCCGCCGGCCCCGAACCCACACGUUAUGGCGAUUGGGAACGUAAGGGACGUGUAUCCGAUUUCUAGUCAUAAAAUCUUUAAAAU
Molecule: messenger RNA, 388 nt
Organism: Musca vetustissima
Lineage: Eukaryota; Metazoa; Arthropoda; Insecta; Diptera; Muscidae
Product: succinate dehydrogenase assembly factor 4, mitochondrial-like
Exons: 2
Coding region: 29-370 (113 amino acids)
Biological process (GO): mitochondrial respiratory chain complex II assembly
Cellular component (GO): mitochondrion
Source: RefSeq, a predicted model, not a curated record